AUGUUGAUGUUACGUCACAGUUUGCGUAUGCCCAUGAGUAUGGGGAUCGUGUCGACAAUCACCAAACCUAAAUAUUUUACUACUAAUUCUUUACUAUGGAAUCAAUUGAAAAAUAAUGAAGAUAUAAAUGAUUCAUCUGUGAGUAAUGUAAUUACACCCAGAAUAUUAAAAAUUGUUCCUAAUACCACAGAUAUUGUUGAGUUAGAAAAACAAGAUAUGUUAAUUAAAAGACGUAGAAAAUUAGCUAAAGAAGUUACAGAAAUGAAAAAAUACAAACCUGUAUCACCGGGUGUUAGAUGGUACAGACAUCCUGUUUAUCCUUACCUUUAUAAAGGUAGACCCAUUAGAUAUUUAACUACUAUUAAAAAAAAUCAUGGUGGUCGUAAUAACACUGGUAGAAUUACAGUUCGUCAUAGAGGUGGUGGUCAUAAACGUAGAUUAAGAUUAGUUGAUUUUAUUAGAAUGGAACCAGGUAAACAUUUAGUGAAAAGAAUUGAAUAUGAUCCAAAUAGAACAGCUCAUAUUGCUCUUUUAGAAUCUCAAGAAACUGAAAAAUUAUCUUAUAUUAUCGCUUGUGAUGGACUUAGAGAAGGUGAUACUGUGGAAUCUUAUCGUAAAGGGAUUCCAUCAUCUUUAUUAAAUGAAAUGGGCGGGAAAAUUGAUCCUGCUAUCUUAAGUGUUAAGACUGCACAAAGAGGUAAUUGUUUACCGAUUUCAAUGAUUCCAAUUGGUACAGUGGUACAUAAUGUUGGUAUUACACCUUCAGGCCCAGCAAAAUUUUGUAGAUCUGCUGGUACUUAUGCAAGAAUCAUCUCUAAACUAACUGAAAAGAAAAGAGCUGUUGUACGUUUACAAAGUGGUGAACACAGAUAUGUUUCCCUUGAAGCAUGCGCUACUAUUGGAAUUGUCUCUAACAUUGAUCAUCAAAACAGCUCUUUAGGUAAAGCCGGGAGAUCUAGAUGGUUAGGUAUUAGACCAACAGUAAGAGGUGUUGCUAUGAAUAAGUCAGAUCAUCCUUUGGGUGGUGGUCGUGGUAAAUCCAAAUCUAAUAAAUUAUCUAUGUCACCUUGGGGUCAAUUAUCAAAGGGUUAUAAGACUAGAAGAGGUAAAAACCAAAACAGAAUGAAAGUCAAGGAUAGACCAAGAGGUAAACAAAAGAGAGGAUGA
This is a messenger RNA of Maudiozyma saulgeensis, 1167 nucleotides long. NCBI's taxonomy places the organism in Eukaryota, Fungi, Ascomycota, Saccharomycetes, Saccharomycetales, Saccharomycetaceae. The record is from the annotation of a GenBank genome assembly.